Microthlaspi erraticum is the source of this 1545-nucleotide messenger RNA. The record is from the annotation of a GenBank genome assembly. Lineage: Eukaryota; Viridiplantae; Streptophyta; Magnoliopsida; Brassicales; Brassicaceae.
AUGAACGCGAGAGCUCUUCUCUACUCUCCGAAUCUCCACUCUCUCUACACUUCAAAUCGUCCACCUGAAACCACUUCUCGCAGUCGCCGGACUCUCAAAUCGGAUCACAAGUCGUUACGGGUAUGGAUAAACCCGCGGAACAGGUCCGGCGUCUUCCGGGUGUUGGUUCGGAGCUCCGACAAGACAGAGAGCGGUAAUCCGUACGCAGAGGUUUACGACGGAGAUCAAAAGAAAGCGAAUAUAAACGGCGUCGUUUCUGAUUCGCCCAGCUCGGCGCCGGUGGUCCCAUGGUGGGAAGAGUUCCCGAAGCGGUGGGUGAUAGUACUUCUCUGUUUUUCAGCUUUUCUUCUCUGCAAUAUGGACAGGGUGAACAUGAGCAUAGCCAUACUUCCGAUGUCGGCGGAGUAUGGCUGGAAUCCGGCGACGGUUGGUCUAAUUCAGUCUUCCUUCUUCUGGGGUUACCUUCUCACUCAGAUAGCUGGUGGGAUAUGGGCAGACACGGUAGGUGGAAAAAUGGUUCUUGGAUUUGGCGUAGCGUGGUGGUCAGUUGCUACAGUUCUGACUCCAAUAGCAGCUAAACUCGGUCUACCGUACUUGCUCGUUGUCCGUGCUUUCAUGGGAGUUGGCGAGGGUGUUGCAAUGCCUGCUAUGAACAAUAUACUGUCGAAAUGGGUGCCUGUGCAAGAAAGAAGCAGAUCCCUCGCGCUUGUUUACAGCGGGAUGUACCUCGGUUCGGUGACCGGUUUAGCGUUUUCGCCUUUCUUGAUUCAUCAAUUUGGGUGGCCUUCUGUGUUUUUCUCUUUUGGAUCUCUUGGAACUGUAUGGUUGACUCUGUGGCUAACUAAGGCAGAGAGUUCACCGUUGGAAGAUAAGACGUUGCUUCCGGGAGAAAGAAAGCUAAUUGCAGACAACUGUGCCAGCAAAGAGCCGGUGAAGUCGAUCCCUUGGAGGCUGAUAUUAUCGAAACCGCCGGUUUGGGCUCUCAUUGGUUGUCACUUUUGUCACAACUGGGGAACAUUCAUUCUCUUGACCUGGAUGCCAACUUAUUACCAUCAAGUGUUGAAGUUCAACCUAAUGGAAUCAGGGCUUCUCUCGGUGUUUCCAUGGUUGACAAUGGCGAUUUCUGCAAAUGCUGGAGGAUGGAUCGCUGAUACACUCGUCAGUCGAGGUUUCUCUGUCACGAAUGUUCGCAAGAUAAUGCAAACGAUUGGGUUUCUUGGACCAGCGUUCUUCCUAACACAGCUGAAACACAUAGAUUCUCCUGCAAUGGCUGUUUUGUGCAUGGCUUGUAGCCAAGGGCUUGAUGCGUUCUCGCAGUCUGGUCUUUACUCUAACCAUCAAGACAUUGCUCCAAGAUACUCUGGAGUGUUACUUGGUCUGUCUAAUACUGCUGGGGUACUAGCCGGAGUUCUUGGCACAGCAGCGACUGGUCACAUCCUACAACACGGUUCUUGGGAUGACGUCUUCACGAUCUCGGUUGGUCUUUACCUUGUUGGGACCGUCGUGUGGAACUUGUUUUCAACGGGAGAGAAGAUUAUCGAUUGA